UUUGUUUAUGCAUGAAGUGAUGGAGAAAAUUGUUCAGCUGAUAAUUUCCUUUUUUUAGCAAAAGAAAAUGAUAUUAUUCUUUUUAUAUCGUAUAUAACAAAAUCCGAUGAAUUCUGUUCCCUGACAUAGGUUCAUAUUUAAUGCAAUCGGAAGAAAUAUAAUUACUUGAAUUAAAAAUGAGCUUUUAAGAUGAAACGCCGAUUUCUAAUUUUUUAAAAGCGUAACAUUUAAAUAGCCUUAUCUUGGUUUUUAUUUAGUGUUAUGAUUUCUGUAGGAAUCUAAGUAUGUUCUCGAAGUUCCUGUUUAUCCUUCCUUCCCGCAAAUUUAGUCAUAUAUGUCAUAUUGUGCUGCUUUUUGUAAUAAUCUUCCUAUUGUAUGUCAUUACUAGCUUGUAUUCAGUGAAUAAUGAUAAAUUACCAUUCUUUCAAGAAAUGCUGAAUGAAACAGUGUUUACCGAAACUGCAUUCAUGGUCAACACUGAAACUCCAAAUGAAGAUACAUCGAAGCACACAAGUCCAGUGUAUAAAAGACCAGUACUAGUUAAUGAAACAGUUUCUACUCUUCAUAUGAUACAUAUUGGAGAAAUUGUACCCAACUGCGGGCUGCCUACUGCAUGUAGUUCUGGAACAUUUGCAGUUCACAUAUAUACUGGUAAAGAUCAUAGAGAUGAACCAAGGCUUUGUGUUGAUGGAAAAUACAUUUUAUCCAAAGAUAUCAAUAAUGGUGGUAGAGGGGUAAAUGCUGUUGUUAUUGAUAACAUGACGAGAACAGUCAUUCGUGUGAAUCACUUUGAUACAUAUGAAAAAGAAUCUACACCCUUAGAAACAAUGUUGCUGACUUUGAGGCCUGGAGACAUUGUAAUCCUAUUGACAUUUGAUGAGCCAUCUCGAAGACUGUCUCGUAUAGCCAGAUUAUUACUACAUGAUUUGGGUAGUGCUCUGAUUCAGAACCUGAGUUACAGAGGAAGUUGGUACUUGAUAACACAGAAAGGUCUUUCUGGCUUCUCACCUUUUGAAGAUUUACAUCUGGUAGAGAAUAGUGGAUGGCCUAAACAUCAUGAUGUUCGGUUUUGUGUUCCAUUUGAAAUCAAAGGAACUGUUAUUCAUCCUGAUCCCUUACCAUCCAACAAUCCUGCAAGAGUUGAAUUUUGUGAAAAGCAUGAUAAUUUUCCUAUAUUCUGUGAUGCUGAUGUAGUUGAUGAUCCUUUAGCUGCUUCUCCUGUGUGGAAACAACCAUCUGCAAUAAAUAAAAUUUAUAAUGUCCCUAUUAUAGUGAUGAGUGGUGACAAUAUACAGUUUUUGCCUUUAACUCUAGAAACUUUAGUGAGACAGCCUGGCAUAAAACCUUCCCUUGUUAUUGUAUAUCAUCUGUCUAAAAAUAUGAUGGUUCAAAACUUAUCCGAUUUAUUUGGAUAUAUGGCAGAAGAACUGUCACCAAUUUCCUACUGUGAACGUGUUGCUGAAGCUUUUGAAAUUACCAAUCUGCUUUUUCCAGAGGCUUCAGAGGUGAUAUUUAUUGGAGAAAAUGCAGUUUUGGCUCCAGAUUUCCUUUUUUACAUGGGGCAACUAUUAUCCAUACUUCAUAUGGAUCAAACAAUUUUAUCUGUAUCAGCACUGAAUGAAAAUGGUUUUAAAAGUGUGUCAGGUGAUCCAUCACUCUCAUAUCGGGCUGAAUCAUUCUCUAGUUUAGCUGUGCUGGUUCGAAAAAAUUUUUUCCAGCGUUCCUGGUGUAAGAAACAGUAUUUGAUUGAUCCUCUGUACAUUUCUUCAAAAAUAGUUGGAGACAGUUUGAUACCGGAUGUAUCCCGUGUUGCUUUAGCUGCUCCUAUGAAAAGCAAACAUGCAAAUCAAGAUGCAUCACAUAUUUUCAUGUCACAUGAUAGAACUAUUACGUAUGAACAAAAUAUUUUACUUAAGAAUCCAGAGAGAUUGUUUCUUGAAGAUUAUGAUCAUGACCUUGAAAUAUUGCUGGCAUCAUCUGUGCCUUUAGAAUUUGAUGCUUUGGUCCUAAAUCAGUGCAUGAAAGUAAAGGAACAUUUGCAUGAAAAACUUAUUGAAGAUUUGUCUCACUUUAUCAAUAAUACAUCAAACUUCUCAAAUAAAGUCUUGGCAGUUUUUUUCUAUCAAGCAUCUGCUGAUGAUGUAUCAACUAUUCAAAACAUAUGUCAGUGUUUUGAAUUAUUUUAUCACCCCUUGUACCCUAUGAGAGGAUUCUACAAAGGAGUCUUAAGGUUUAUGUUAAAGGAGAACCAAGCUUUGCUAGUCAGUUCUAGGUCUCCAUUUUUCCACUUCAGGCCAAAACAAGCUCCAGUGUUGCGAAUAGAUCAGCAUUUAGGAAGUUUCGUCAGCACAGUUCUGUAAAAUUCUUCCCACGUAGUUGCUAUUGUUUUGAUUCCGUGUUCAGUUUUAUAAAAGAAGAGAAACGGCUUCUUAAAUAAGUGAGACUCUUCAUGAAGGGAAUGCUUUCUUAUUUACAGACAUAACUUUAUAAAGUUCUUGAAGAUCUAAAGAAAAUCUUUAAUUUUUGCGCCUUUUUGUUAUGAUAGCAUAAGUCCUGUAUACCGAAUUUUACAUUAUGUGUGAUCUCAUCGUCAUAUUGCAAGGCAAUAUUUAUUAAUUUCUUGUGUAUUCUAGAGUUAUAUCGAAUCCUAGUCUGUUUAAAGUAAUUGAAAGAAUUACAUAUGUAUCGUUAUAGCAAGAAAAAAAUCAGAUUAUAUUGGAUAAAUUUAUCGAUUUCAUAGAAUGUAUAUUCUUGUUAUGCGGAUUUAUUACUUUUAUGUUAUGAAAUGUUGUGUUUUCAUAAUGGCAUGUGUAUAGCCGUAUUUUAAUAUUUAAUCAGAUUUGUUUUAAAAUUCGUUUCCGACGUUGUAAUGUUUAUCUUGUUUUCUGUAUGCUGUGUCUUUUGUUUUGUUCGUGUUUUGAUUAGUUCUGAUUUUUGCACAGGGUGUUCCUAAAGUUCCUGAAAUUACACUAUGGAUCAUAUUUGAAUGCAGUUAAACAAGAGACAUGUCAGCGAAUUAAUGCUAUUAUACGUGGACAAAUAUUGGUAUAUUAAUCGAAUCAGUUCAUGUCAUACUAAAAGAGUGUAUCAAAAAGUGCCCGAAAUAAUCCUAUUGACCCAAAAAAGUGUCUGAAUUCAAUUUGAGCAUUAUCUCUAACGAAAUAGAUACAUUGCGCAACAGUGCACUGAUUCCACGGCCUGGAAGUGACAUUUGCGUAAGAAUGUCCACCCUUUUGCAGUUCGGGCUGGAUCUUGUCAACAUGCAACUAUGAAAUUGUUAAGCAACAAGUUUAACUUAAGCAACAUAUUGAGCAACACUUAAGCAACAAAUUCAUUUUUCAACAUACAACUAAGAAAAUGUUAAUAUCUUGAAUAUGAAGGAUCGAUUGUGUGAAGGACAAAUAUUAACAUCUUGAAUAUGAAGGACCGAUUAAUUGCUGUUAAGUUUGUAAAAAUUGAUCUUGAAUAUGAAGGACCGAUUAAUUGCUGUUAAGUUUGUAAAAAUUGAUCUUGAAUAUGAAGGACCGAUUAAUUGCUGUUAGGUUUGUAAAAAUUGAUCUUGAAUAUGAAGGACCGAUUGUGUGAAGGACUAGUAUUAACAUCUUGAAUAUGAAGGACUGAUUAAUUGCUGUUCGGUUUGUAAAAAUUGAUCUUGAAUGUGAAGGACCGAUUGUGUGAAGGACAAGUAUUAACAUCUUGAAAUAUGAAAAACCGAUUGUGUCAAGGACAAGUAUUAACAUCUUGAAUAUGAAGGGUCGAUUAAUUGCUGUUAGCUUUCUAAAAAAUUUAUUUUGAAUAUGAAGGACCGAUUGUCCGCUACUCAUUCACGGAGAUCUUGGCAUGCUGCGAUGCGGUGUUCCUUCUGCUCAAACGUCAGCAGUCGGCUGACAAACUUGGCAGACAAUUAGCAUUGCACGUUUAGUUCCGAUAAGAUUGUCUGCACUGGCCCAUACGACACACAGACAAUGUUUGCAGUGUCGCUGAUCAUUCUCGGACGACUCGCAUGCGUAAGUUCAUCAUUGUCAAGGUUAAUGCUUGUUGAAGGUCUUCCAGGUCAGCCAAGGUUAAUGCUUGUUGAAGGUCCCGAGUUCGUUCAUCAUUGCCAAGGUUAAUGCUUGUUGAAGGUCCCGAGUUCGUUCAUCAUUGCCAAGGUUAAUGCUUGUUGAAGGUCUUCCAGGUCUGCCAAGGUUAAUGCUUGUUGAAGGUCCCGAGUUCGUUCAUCUUUGGCAAGGUUAAUGCUUGUUGAAGGUCCCGAGUUCGUUCAUCUUUGCCAAGGUUAAUGCUUGUUGAAGGUCUUCCAGGUCUGCCAAGGUUAAUGCUUGUUGAAGGUUCCGAGUUCGUUCAUCUUUCGCAAGAUUAAUGCUUGUUGAAGGUCCCGAGUUCGUUCAUCUUUGCCAAGGUUAAUGCUUGUUGAAGGUCUUCCAGGUCUGCCAAGGUUAAUGCUUGUUGAAGGUCCCGAGUUCGUUCAUCUUUGGCAAGGUUAAUGCUUGUUGAAGGUCCCGAGUUCGUUCAUCUUUGCCAAGGUUAAUGCUUGUUGAAGGUCUUCCAGGUCUGCCAAGGUUAAUGCUUGUUGAAGGUCUUCCAGGUCUGCCAAGGUUAAUGCUUGUUGAAGGUCUUCCAAGUCUGCCAAGGUUAAUGCUUGUUGAAGGUCCCGAGUUCGUUCAUCAUUGCCAAGGUUAAUGCUUGUUGAAAGUCUUCCAGGUCGUUAGCUGUCUUCAGGAGACAUUCUUUUGCCUUUGUUGGCGCCUGUGCCGCUCAAAACAUUAAAUACCAUUCAUCUCGACAUCUUAUAAGUUUGAUGAUGUUUGUUGAAGGCCUUUGUGGCUAAAUUGUCCAUUUUAACGCAAAGUUAUACCUUGGAUCACUGUUCCACCUUUUUGCCCUUCAUGUAAUCGAAGAAUACCCGACGCACGUUAUUACAAAAGCAUAAUUAUAGCAAUUGCCGAUGGUAGCCCAACGAUGUAUCUUCACGCAAUACCUUAUGAAGCCUGAAAGUCAGUAUUGCUGCAAGUGCAACUCUGCAGUACAGAGCACUACAGAGCUAGCUGUUGUUAGCACCCUACAGAGCUAGUCCGAAAACUUCUUGAUACAUCUUUUUGGAUAGCCUUAUUCUGCUGUUAGGUUAGUAAAAAUUUUUAGAGCGACUCAUGAUGGAAUCUGCUAAGUCUAAGAACCUUGACAUUCACUUACUUUUGAAUGAAAAGGAGAAGAUUUUCAAUGGUGGGUCUCCGAAAGGCUUUUUAAUCCGGAGAAAGAGGUUUCAGUGAGCGAAAAUAAAUUCUCGAUAAGCUGAUAAAUACACUCCUCAAAAGUGUUCAUGAAGUAGGCUUAAAAUUCGUUACUUUCUAGGAAUAAUAUGUGCGCCGACGUGGGACUACGCAUGACAACUAGGCUAAAAGAAUUUAAAGCUUAUUUCUGAGAAAUUUGGAAAUCCCCUUUGUACUUAAAUAGAUAAUAAUUUGUUUUCACGUCUAAUAUUCCACAUUAAUUAUACGGGUUAUUUUAUCAACAUCAUUCAGAUCAUGGCAAUAAAAUAAAAUGGCUUUAUUAAAAA
Stegodyphus dumicola is the source of this 5554-nucleotide messenger RNA. RefSeq names its product protein O-linked-mannose beta-1,2-N-acetylglucosaminyltransferase 1-like. Gene Ontology annotation, molecular function: beta-1,3-galactosyl-O-glycosyl-glycoprotein beta-1,3-N-acetylglucosaminyltransferase activity. Lineage: Eukaryota; Metazoa; Arthropoda; Arachnida; Araneae; Eresidae. Gene Ontology annotation, cellular component: Golgi membrane. The record is from RefSeq and is a predicted model, not a curated record. Gene Ontology annotation, biological process: protein O-linked glycosylation via N-acetylgalactosamine.